Arthroderma uncinatum is the source of this 1860-nucleotide messenger RNA. RefSeq lists its product as uncharacterized. The record is from RefSeq and is a predicted model, not a curated record. Gene Ontology annotation, biological process: neutral lipid catabolic process; multivesicular body membrane disassembly; piecemeal microautophagy of the nucleus. Gene Ontology annotation, molecular function: glycerophospholipase activity. The coding region runs from base 1 to 1860 and encodes 619 amino acids. Lineage: Eukaryota; Fungi; Ascomycota; Eurotiomycetes; Onygenales; Arthrodermataceae. The transcript has 2 exons.
AUGCUGUUGCCUAUAAGCAUACUACUCUCCCUGCUCGCCAUCCCGGCAUCGUACGCCUCGGCUGCUCCCCGCGAUGUGUAUGAGCCAGAUCAGAUCGCUCUUGGACCGUCUGAGGACGCCGGAGUAGAUUCAAAGUCUCUCCGUACAGACCAUGAGUUCUCACUUCGGCACGUCUUCCACCAUGGAACGUACGAAGACCCCUCGCUACAUAAACGCCUUGACGUCGAGUCGGACACGGAGCUGUGGAUGGAGUCAGAGGAUGGCGAGAGGAUAGAACUACCAAAGACCUUCCAUGCAUCGGGACAACCGGUCAGGAUCAGGCGACUUACCGAUCGACGGCCGGAAAUCAUGGAAGGCCGGCUCCACGCAGCUCGGAACCCGGGGCUUGCGAGCUUCAUGCCUCCAGCAGAAUGGACGAUAGAUGAAGUACCAGGCCCCGACGUCAGUGACAGACUGACAAUCCUCAACCUGGCGAAGAUGACCGCCAAUGCAUACAUACAGAAACCCGGGUCUGCAGAAUGGAUGAGUCUGGGACAUGCCCCAUGGAAACAUUCCAACAGAUUCGGGUGGGAGAACGAUGGUCUGCGAGGGCACAUAUACGCGGACAAGGGUAACGACACUAUAAUCAUUGCCCUGAAAGGCACCUCGGCAGCCCUGUUUGACGGCGAGGAGACCACGACCAAUGACAAGAUCAACGACAACCUCUUCUUUAGCUGCUGCUGCGGCCAAGGGGGCCAGUACUUCUGGCGGCAGGUCUGCGACUGUUAUACGUCCACGUUUACGUGCAAUAUUACCUGUGUAGCCUCAUCUCUUAGAUCCGAGAAUCGGUACUACAGAGCGGCUCUAGAUCUGUUCGCUAAUGUGACAGAGCUAUAUCCGACCUCUAACAUCUGGCUAGCCGGUCAUUCACUUGGCGGUGCGGUAUCAAGCAUGCUUGGAAGAACAUACGGGCUUCCUGCUGUGACCUUCGAAGCCGUUCCCGAAGCCCUCCCUAUUUCCCGCUUGGGGCUCCCUGUACCACCUGGCGGCGACCCGUUCGCCCCUGAAACCGAAUAUACUGGCUCCUUCCACUUCGGUCACACAGCUGAUCCCGUUUAUAUGGGCAGCUGUAACGGCGCAACGUCAAUAUGCACGCUGGGCGGCUAUGCCAUGGAAUCCGCGUGUUUUACUGGCAAAAGAUGCGUGUAUGAUACCGUCCAGGAUCUGGGCUGGCGUGUAGCUAUAGGCACCCACCGAAUCGUCAGCGUCAUCAACGAUGUGCUUAAGAAAUACGAUACCGUCCCGACCUGCAAACCGGAUAAAGCGUGCGUUGACUGUCCCAACUGGAAGUUCUUCCGUAGCAAUGGCACCGAGCGCACGACGACUAGAACGACGAGCACUACGUCGACGGCUACGAGGACUUCGACUUGCGAAACUCCUGGAUGGUGGGGAUGCCUCGACGAUACCACCAGCCAGACCACGCAUACGGCUACCACUUCGUCAACCUCUUCAACGAGUACAACAUCUACCUGCAAAACGCCCGGCUGGUUCUGGUGCAAGGACGAAAGCACUACAGCAACAAGCGUAACGACGACUCCGGCCACAACUUCCACGUCGACUACCACUACUCCCCAAUCGACAACCGCCACGACGACCUGUGAAACCCCAGGGUGGUUUGGGUGUAACGACUCAACCACGACGACGGUUAUAACGACCAUGAAUCCGUCGUCGUCAACGUCAUCUUCUUCAUCAUCGUCUUCUAGCUCAACCUGCAAAACGCCCGGUAUCAUAUGGGGCUGCAACGACGUUACUACUACCACCCCGGCGGGUACAUCGACCCCCACGCCCACGCCGCCCAUCGGCCCAACGGCGACCGCGUAG